Suillus subaureus is the source of this 446-nucleotide messenger RNA. RefSeq lists its product as uncharacterized. The coding region runs from base 143 to 367 and encodes 74 amino acids. Lineage: Eukaryota; Fungi; Basidiomycota; Agaricomycetes; Boletales; Suillaceae. The record is from RefSeq and is a predicted model, not a curated record. The transcript is spliced from 2 exons.
CAACUUUGCUUGCUUGACAUUUUGAUAGCUCCCUGCUAAAGUCAAGUUUUUUGCUCAGCUGAAGAGCUUGGUUGAUCAGCCGCCAUCGGAAUUGGAUACAUCGGAAAUGAAAUGUAUCGCCGUACCGCAUAAUCCAUAAUCUAUGAAAGCCAUCUCAAGGCGUCCGAUCAUCAUCGUGUGCACCGCUUUUAUUUCCAGGGCCCUGACGAGUACCCAUGGACCCAUAUCUACCUGCACGAUACUGUCCUCGAAAUGUAAUACUUUGUCAGCGUUGCGAUGUUCGCCCGCUUCGAUUACAGGAAUUCCAUAUUAUGGACCCUCCCCUUCGGUGUCACCACGCUUUGUGCACGAGAGACCUCGAGCAUAAGCGGGUGAUCCAUCGGCACGAUGACAAUGUACGUGCACCAAUAACAACCUGAAGAUUAACCGGAAGAUCCCUCGCUAUU